ACCAACUUUUCUCAAGGAUCUUUGCCGCCGCAGCACCGGCAUUAUUGGCGGCCAUCUUACUUUUUCAGAAGAUCUCUGCAUUCCUUGUGCGCCAAAGCCGGAUCAACUCCGAAGUAUUUGGCGUUUUCAUCCACACGAUUGAGGCAUGAGUGACAGAGAGCAUAGCCCAGCGAGGAGUGGAUCGUACAGAAGCGCAGACUUGGACAAGCACGUCGUGCACAGCCCCCACAGAGCCAGACUUAGCAGGUCGCCCAGUCCAGCCAGACUUGAAGUCCGACGCAACUCGUUCUCACGCUCCAGAAGCCCUUCUAAUAAGAGAAAGAUGUCCUUCCGCGGAGAGCGAAGUGACCGUGGCGAACGUGGUGAGAGGGGCAGGUACCGCUCGAGGAGCCGUUCCAGGUCUCCAAGGAGGGCCAGGGAGUACUCGAGGUCACGUUCUCGUUCCCGCAGCCGUAGGAGAGACAGGGAUGGCAUCAUGAGAAGCCACUCGAGGAGUCCCAUGUCCAACCGACGCAGACAUAUUGGAAACAGGGACCAGCCGAAUGAGAGUCGGUGUGUGGGAGUAUUUGGCCUGAGCAUUUACACCACCGAGCAUGAACUAUCAAGCAUCUUCAGCAAGUACGGCCCUGUUGAGAGGGUCCAAGUAGUGAUAGAUGCCAAGACUGGUCGAUCUCGUGGAUUUGCUUUUGUUUACUACACCAGCAAAGAGGACGCCAAAGUGGCCAAGGACAGGUGCUCAGGCAUGGAGAUUGACGGACGCAGAAUCCGUGUUGACUUCUCCAUCACCCAGAGGGCGCACACUCCCACCCCUGGCAUAUACAUGGGAAAACCAACGGAAGUCCACAGCCGAGGUAGAAGUCCGGAGAGAGAAAGAUGGGGAGGCAGUGGCAGACGCCCCAGGCACGAUGGCAACGAUGCCUAUGGAGGUGAGCGCUACCGUGAAAGAUACCGCCGCUCUCCGUCUCCGUACUAUUCUUCGCGCUCUCGCAAGGGCCGUUACGAGCGCUCUCGGUCCCGCUCCUACUCUCCCCGUCGUUAUUAAUCUGAUGCUGCAUCUCGAUGGUUCAUUGGAAGGGGACACGUUUAAAACAUCUCUCUCCUCCCGGGGGAAUUGAUUUUUCAUUUAAUCCUUAGGUGUCCGUAACUGGGACACGGGCGUUUGUGUGACAGAGAUUGCCCUCAGUACGCAUUAAGUUAAUGAUAUGUGUGCGCUUUCCCCCGCCUCCCUUUUAUAGUUUUUGUCUCACUUCGAGUAUCACUAGUGCAAAACGUUUCAACUCGACAUUUGUUUUCUUUGGAUUAAUCAUUAAUUGCAAUUUAGUUGACAUUGUUUUGAUCAAAGUCCCCAAACUAAACUCCCCGCCACAUCACUGUGUCACUUAUGUCUUCAUAUUAGAUGCUUCUCUUGGUUCUAACCUCAACUUUUUGUUUUCUCAUAAGGUAUUGAAAGCCGUGGUAAUGGAUGAAGUAAGAAUUAGCGGGGGGAAGAAAGAAAAUUGCAAGCCGGUAUUUCGCAAGUGUGGCUGCUUUCGAAAGAAUUAAGAGAGAAAAUGCAAGAGAAGGGAAUUCUCACGCAGCAAGCCCUUUGCUUAUUGUAGACACUGA
Molecule: messenger RNA, 1605 nt
Organism: Neocloeon triangulifer
Lineage: Eukaryota; Metazoa; Arthropoda; Insecta; Ephemeroptera; Baetidae
Product: transformer-2 protein homolog beta
Exons: 8
Coding region: 146-1042 (298 amino acids)
Biological process (GO): positive regulation of mRNA splicing, via spliceosome
Cellular component (GO): spliceosomal complex
Molecular function (GO): RNA binding
Source: RefSeq, a predicted model, not a curated record